AUGUCAGACCAAUGUCGUUCGCCACCAUUCACCCCGCCACUAUUCGCCCCGCCGCCGUUCGCUGGCCCCGGCACUCACGGCGCUUUCGGCGACUUUGGCAUGCCGAACUUCCACGGCAACCUCGGCCACCCCGGCCACGCCGACCCCUUCCGUCCUCUCGUCGACCUGCAAGCCUUGAUGCAGCGUCAGAGACAGAUGGGUGCUCAGCUACAGCAAUUGCAGCAGCAGCAGGAGCAGCAGCAAAUGCAGCAACGCAUGCACCGCCGCCGCCAGGGCCGUCAGCAACAGCGACAGCAACGACAGCAAAAACAGCAGCCGCAGCAACAGCCACCUCGCCGGGCCCCUGCUACCGUCCCUGUUCCCGCCCCUGUUCCCCGCCGUGCCGAGAACGCCGAAGCCACCAAGACUAUCAAGACCGCCAAGCCUGGAAAGGCCGCCAGGAAAGUCAAGACUACCAGGUCCGGCAAGGCCGGCAAGGUCGUCGUUAAGAAGGAAGAGAUAUCCUACAAGGCCGGAAUGUUCUCUGUGAAGAAGGAAGUGGUGUCCGACGAGGCCGAUAUGGCCGUUGUGAAGAAGGAAGAGAUGUCCGACGAGGAGUUCUUUUCGGCCCGCGAGGACUGA
Molecule: messenger RNA, 621 nt
Organism: Colletotrichum karsti
Lineage: Eukaryota; Fungi; Ascomycota; Sordariomycetes; Glomerellales; Glomerellaceae
Exons: 2
Coding region: 1-621 (206 amino acids)
Source: RefSeq, a predicted model, not a curated record